Messenger RNA from Rattus norvegicus (Norway rat), 1853 nucleotides. RefSeq names its product ras homolog family member J (gene Rhoj). Gene Ontology annotation, molecular function: GTP binding; GTPase activity; G protein activity. Gene Ontology annotation, cellular component: plasma membrane. The transcript has 5 exons. Lineage: Eukaryota; Metazoa; Chordata; Mammalia; Rodentia; Muridae. The record is from RefSeq and is marked provisional. The coding region runs from base 265 to 900 and encodes 211 amino acids. Gene Ontology annotation, biological process: regulation of cell shape; actin cytoskeleton organization.
ACGAGAGUUCCUCAACUCCAGCUCUACUCCAACUCCUCUUCUCCGUUGGGAUUGGGAGAAAGGAACGGACCCUUUUCAUCCCUCCUCCCAAGAGUGCGUUGCCUUUCUUCUGCAGCAUGGUGAGCGGCGGGGCUCGCGUGUGUCUGGGCUGUGCCUGGGAGAGCCGGGCCAGCCACAGUCAGGCCGCCUGAGCUCCAGCCCCGGGCCCGUGCCACCGCUCCAUGCACUACAGAAGCCCCAGCAGCUGCUGCGGGAGCCACCAACAUGAGCUGCAGAGAGGGGACUGACAGCAGCUGCGGCUGCGGUGGGCGCGAUGAAAACAGGAUCCUGAAGUGCGUGGUGGUCGGGGACGGCGCGGUGGGGAAGACUUGCCUGCUGAUGAGCUACGCCAACGACGCCUUCCCGGAGGAAUACGUGCCCACUGUGUUUGACCACUACGCAGUUACCGUGACAGUGGGAGGCAAGCAGCACCUGCUUGGACUGUACGACACCGCGGGACAGGAGGACUACAACCAGCUGCGGCCCCUCUCUUACCCCAACACCGACGUGUUUCUCAUCUGCUUCUCUGUCGUGAACCCUGCCUCUUACCACAACGUUCAGGAGGAGUGGGUCCCGGAGCUGAAGGACUGCAUGCCUCACGUGCCUUACGUGCUCAUUGGGACCCAGAUUGAUCUCCGAGAUGACCCCAAAACCUUGGCGCGUCUGCUGUACAUGAAGGAGAAGCCCCUCACCUAUGAGCACGGCGUGAAACUGGCGAAAGCGAUAGGAGCUCAGUGCUACUUGGAAUGCUCUGCCCUGACUCAGAAGGGUCUCAAAGCUGUUUUUGAUGAAGCCAUCCUCACCAUUUUCCACCCCAAGAAAAAAAAGAAAGGCUGCCACGGCUGCUGUGUAAUCAUCUGAAGUUGCCUGAGACCCGUCUCUCCGCCAUGCAAAGAGGGAAGCCAGUCUCUGAGAACCAACGCUAGCCGAAAGGAGGGCGUGACCAGAAAGGAAUUCCUGCAUCCUCAAAGCCUGUCCCCACACCCUGCCAAUUCCCCAGCUCAGUAUCCUGUAAGCCACUGCCACAGCCCCAAGCCAGCCAGACAUCCACACUGCGCAUGGAGAAAGCAGAGGCUCGUUCAAACCGCAGGCUGGCGAGGUGUUGGAAGCCGAGUGAAGAUCCGUCCAGUAUUUCACAUCUUCUCUCUCACGGUUAUGAACCAACCGGAAGUCAUGACGGGCAAACCAAGUACUCUCUGUCCUGAACCAAUGGCCUUAGUUCAUGUCUUCACCAACCUUGGGAAUACGACAACUUUUUUUUUUCUGAGUCUUUUACUCAAGCCCCUUGCCGUUCAUUUAUUUCUACUGCAGUUUCCUGUUGUCCAAUCACUUGAGCCUUACAAAUCCACAUCAAAAUAACCGAAAGACAAGCUGGAUUGUGUUUAUGCCAACUGACAGUGGCUCUCUGCCAAUGUUCUUAGAGCUGCCAUGUACCUCUGAAUGCCUAAUUACAAAAAAAAAAUUACAACUUUUAUAAACUGACAGACCCAUAAUGUUUUUAACCUUUUUAAAAGAAAGCAUCCUGUGAAUUAUUACAGCUCCCCGAGUUUGGCCAAAGAUCAACCUACAAAUGCUGCAGGUGAUAGGGGGUCUGCUCUUGCAAAGCCUUACUGUCAUUCAAAAACGGACUGUCGUGGAAGAAACCGUUUUCUACUCCUCCUCUAAACUGGUCAGGACAAUAAUAGAGCAAAGCUAUCUUCCCACUGCAGGAGAGUGAGCCUGACCCACCCUGUUCAUGUAGUAUCUUCACUUUUUCUCCUGUGCCCACUGUGUUCCCAGUCAAAGCUUGCCAAAAAAAAAAAAAAAAAAAAAAA